GCUGGGAAGAGAAGGGAGGCAGUUCACGCUGCCGGCUGAGUCACUCCAAGCGUAUAAAAGCAAGGCCGAGUAGUCGGAGCCACUCCGAGCGGAGGCACGAGGCACCCGGACUUUUGGACAGGAAACAGAUCUUGCAAGCUGCAAGCACCUGGGAGAAGGAUGUUGUCACCCUUGCUCAUCCUCCCUCUGCUGCUGGGGACCACGGCACAUGGCCCCGUGAGCAGAGCAGCAUCCAGGGAUGUCACCACCUUUUUCCAGCUGGCUCAAGAUGACACUUGGGAGAAUGUUAAUCUCACCAGCAUGUCCUGUGAGGAUCAGAAGAACAGGACCUGGAUCACCCUGCAGCUGACCAACAGCAACCUGACAGAAUUCCCCAUCUGCCUUCCAGAGGCCCUGGAGACCUUGGAUCUCAGCAAUAACCUCUUGGAAGAGAUGAAUGGCACAGAGAUAUCAAACCUUCCACAGCUGCGUGUCCUCUCACUGAGGCACAACCACCUCUGGUCAGUGAGGUGGGGAUCUGAAACCCUCAGCAGUCUCCGCAAGCUGGACUUGAGCUUUAAUAAGCUGUCAUCUGUGCCAUCCUGCCAUGGUUCUGCCCUGCCUAACCUGAGGUGGUUGUCCUUGGCUGGAAAUCCCCUGAUUGAAAUCCAGCCACUGGCUUUUUCCUGCUACCCUCAGCUGCAGGUCUUGAACCUCUCUGCAACACUGCUCGGGCAGGAUGACAGCAGAGGAAUAAGGGACUCUGCUUUUGCCAUCAGCACAGAUCUCAACGAAGCCAUGAACAGUUCUGGAAACUCCAUCAAUGUACUUGAUCUGAGCGGGACCUUUUUUGAGAAAAUUCAACCAGAGUGGGCCAGAGAUUUGACCAACCUCAGAUCACUUCACCUGACAAACAUGCCACGGUUAAGAAGCCUCAGCAGUGACAUCUUCAAGUCUCUGCCUGGUCUCCAAGAGCUGCACUGUCAGGACUCGCGUUCUCUGGGUUCCGUGCAGACAGAGAUGUUUGACAGUGCUCCUCAUCUGAGCCAUCUCUCAUUUGAGAACUGUAACCUGAGUUCCUUUAAUCCUUGGAACACCAAUUCAUCGGAUGGCAUCACCAUCAACUUGUAUGGGAAUCCUCUGCUGUGCAACUGCCAGCUCUCCUGGCUGCUGUCCAAGCCCAAGACAGUUGUUCUGCAAAAGGCUUGGGAGACUUUUUGCACAUCCCAAGAAGAUUUGGGCAGACCUUCGACAUCCUUUUCACUGCUGGAGCUCUACAAUAAAUGCCAGUCAGAGAGCAAUGUUACACAGUCCAAUUCAAACACAGCCCUUCCUGAUCGUGAUGCUUUCAACUUCACCAGUGAUGAUGCCUCUGCUGUAGUAACAACAGACUCAGCUCUAUUGACCACAGAUUUGACUCACACCAGCUCCCUAAUCCAGAGGGAUGUGGUGAGCACUGCAGAAUCCAACCCAAUGCUAACCAAAGACACCUAUACCAGCUCCCUAAUCCAGAGGGAUGUGGUGAGCAUGACAACAUCCAAUCCAACAGAGCCCAUCCUAACAAAGGCCAACAGUUCCUCCCACAAGGUGGAGGCAGUUUCAGAAUCCACAAGCAAUACCCCUUCCUUGGCAUCUGUAACCUCCUUCCCAGUUUUUUUCGCAGAACUUUUUGCUCAGUCCCCAGAGCACAGCUCCACAAGUCCAGCCGGAACAAGUGGAACAGAACAGCUACAGAGAGGGCUCAGAACAACCGACACAACAUUCCCCCUGGAAGGGCCAUUGAACCAGAGCAACAGUGAUUAUUCCGCUGGAGGAACAGGAGUCCCCCUCACCACCAACCACCACACUCACUCCUUUACCACCCAUGCCAAGGAAGGUGCCCCCCAAACGAGCCUCCCACAGCUGAACUCUACAACGAGCAGUGCCCACUCAGAGCCAUCACCACAUUAUACCGAUGACUACGACUAUGAUGAACAACCAAAGGAGGAAACCCCAGUGCAAACAGCCCAGGUUGCCUGUGACUACAAUCCUUGCAGGCACCUGCAGAAGCCAUGCAGGGAACUCCAGAACAUAUCCCAGUGUUCAUGUCCUGGCACAUCGAGGGAAGAUGAGAUUCCAGACCCACCCAGGCUCAGAGAGGUGAUUGAAAUCACUGACAGCUCUGCACAGAUACGCUGGUGUGCCCCAUAUUCAGUUGUUCACAGCUAUGAGCUGAUGCUUCAUGCCCAAGACAAUGAGGACAGGAAGUUUGUCAUGGACAACAUCUACCCCACGGCCAGGCAGUACACUCUGUACAACCUGCUACCAUUCACCACUUACCAUAUCUGUGUGACAGCCUCCAACAAAGCAGGGUCAAGCCAGACAACAGGCCAGGAAAUUCCAGGUAAUUCGUGCACCAGCUUUAAAACAAAACCCAGCUACAAGUAUGUUUUUGCUGGUCUGUCUGCAGCAAGUGGACUCUUUCUCAUUACCACAAUUAUUUUGUCUGUAUGUCUGUGUAAGGCAUGUAAAAAGCCUCAGAGUGAGCAUUAUGGCACACACUUAGUCUCCUACAAGAACCCAGCAUUUGAUUAUCCCUUAAAACUGCAAACCUCUAAUUAGCUCUGGGUGAUUGUUCUACACAUUCAAAAUUCACUAUCUCCAUCACCUUGGUGUGUUUUUGUGAGAUUCUGACAGUGUCCUUCAGCAAAACCAUAACCCUGACAUUUCUAAGGGAGAGAAAACCACCAAAAAAAGAAAAACUAAUAAUGAAGGCAGUCAACCAGAAAAAAAGUCUUUGGAGUCCUCUUCUUAUGCUAAGCAGCAGCAAGCCUUGACACUAACUUUGAAAAGUUGUUUUUGCAAUCACCUACAAAUAGAGUAGCAUAAAUUUCACACAGUGAGAAGCUGCUUGGCCAGCUGUCUGCCUCCAGUAUCCCUCAUGAACACAGUCAGAUGAGAGCUGUAAUCCAAGGUGCAUUAGGCUUAGCAAGACGUACUCUGCUUUUAUUCACACAGCAAAGCUGGGGGUUCAGUUUUUUUAAAGGUAUUAUCCAUAAAGAGUACAGCUGAAAAGAGUGAGUGGGCUCAGUGACAAGAUGUUGUGCAGAUCUAACUCAUCUAAGUAAAUGUAGUGGAUGCAGAUGAUCAACCUAACUUCAGUUCAGGAAAAAGAAACAUGAAAUUUAAUUGUAGAAACUGAUUGUGCAGGAU
This is a messenger RNA of Lonchura striata (white-rumped munia), 3171 nucleotides long. It is a transcript of the gene LRRN4, whose product is annotated as leucine rich repeat neuronal 4. The record is from RefSeq and is a predicted model, not a curated record. Lineage: Eukaryota; Metazoa; Chordata; Aves; Passeriformes; Estrildidae. Gene Ontology annotation, molecular function: protein binding.